UUCACGUUGCAAUAGAUGCCGUAUCGUUAGGUAUAUGGCAUAUGCCUCUUCAUUCUACUCUUUGUGAGAUUGCAAUUCGUGCAAAGUCACAAAAAAGAUUUUUUUUAAAGUACAUUUUAGCCGUCAAAAAUUGGCAAAAUAGAUUUAUGUCUGUUGGAUCUGAAAAGACGGACAAAAUGGAUAGUGAAUAUGGUGUAAUUACAGAAGGAAAAGCCAGCAUUCUUUUCCCCAAAAAUAACAAAGUAUUUUACAACAAUGUUCAACAAUUUAAUCGUGAUUUAUCUAUCGCGGCUAUUAAAAUCUGGAGUGAGAUAUUUUCAGAGGAAAAACAAAAAAAGGCGCAGCAAAAGAAGGAUUCAGAUAUAAAAACUCAAUCAUAUACUUUCACUAUUUUAGAAGCAUUGGCGGCUAGUGGAUUGCGAUCAAUUCGUUACGCAAAGGAACUUUCCAAUAUUAAGUAUAUAGUUGCUAACGAUUUAGAUCUUGAUGCCGUGAAUUUGAUUAAUAGAAAUGUAGAGUAUAAUGAAUUAAGCAAAGAUUUCGUUAGAGCAAACCAGGGAGAUGCUUG
This is a messenger RNA of Racocetra fulgida, 568 nucleotides long. The record is from the annotation of a GenBank genome assembly. NCBI's taxonomy places the organism in Eukaryota, Fungi, Glomeromycota, Glomeromycetes, Diversisporales, Gigasporaceae.